Messenger RNA from Anopheles coustani, 1692 nucleotides. RefSeq names its product mitochondrial sodium/calcium exchanger protein-like. Lineage: Eukaryota; Metazoa; Arthropoda; Insecta; Diptera; Culicidae. Gene Ontology annotation, biological process: intracellular calcium ion homeostasis; monoatomic cation transport; transmembrane transport. Gene Ontology annotation, molecular function: calcium:sodium antiporter activity. Gene Ontology annotation, cellular component: membrane. The transcript has 4 exons. The record is from RefSeq and is a predicted model, not a curated record. Bases 1 to 1692 code for a protein of 563 amino acids.
AUGAGUUCCGGGAAGUUGUUAGAUUUUUUUACCAACGAUACGCCAACGUAUGAAGCCCAUCAGAAUAUAAUCGUGUCCCUUAAGACUCAACCGUGCAGUAACGUGCAUUCAGUACACGCGGAUGAGAGGUGCCUUUUCGUGCAGGAAACCGAACAUUGCCGUGAGUCGGCACAUUACAUCGAUUAUAUGCACUUUAUGUAUUGCAUAGUCGAUAGCUCAAAUGUGAUCCUGUUUGGCCUCGCAGUAACAGGUCUGUGUUUGAUAGCUCUGACGCUUGCGUGCAUCAUACACAACAUCUGCGUUCGCCGUUACGUCGAUGCGGUACUCUACGUGGCCAAGUCGUUACACCUGAACGAGUACAUUGCAGGCGUCACGCUGCUCACCUACGGCAACGGACUCCCGCAGGUACUGUCCAUGCUCAAGCAACACACAACCGGUGACACCGAGCUUAUCUUCAACCAGUACCUCGGGACGGCCGUCUACCAAACUUCCUUCCUGGCCGCACUGGUGAUCUCGAUGAGGCGUUUUUACAUCUACCCGGAAGUGAUCGUACCGAACAUUAUCACCCUGCUGGUGACUGCCAUACUUGUUGAGGCGUUCAUGUACAAGGAACAGGUUGGGAUCCUGAAGACGGUCAUCUUGUUCGUGCUGUAUGUGACAUUCCUCUCGGCGCUCUACACAAUUUCGCUCGUGCUUGACCGACAAGGGAACCGAUCGCGAAGUCAAAUAACUGUUCGAGAUGCUUCCGGCAACGCGUUGGAUAUAAGUCGCACCGAAACUGAUGGGAAUGAAGGAGAACAGAAUAGCAUAUGGCAAAUAUUGCGAACAUUACGACGGGGAGGAUUUCGUAACGCCAGUUUGUUUGGGAAGAUUAUCUCCCUAGGCAAUUUGCUUAUAGAAGCGAUUACAGCGAUGCUUCUCCCACAAGUGAACUAUGGCUUACCGCUUCACGGCUGGUCGAAACAUUUAUUCACGGUCAAUUUGAACUUGUUUCCCCUGUUCUUUAUCUACACGGCUUUUGUUGAUGUGUUGGACACACUGGAACUCGGAUACGUUUGCCUUGGCAGUCUGGCGACAACGGUUGUAUUAACAACCAUUAUUUAUUGCACCACCAGAACCGACCGCAAACCAUUUUUCUUCAACGCCUUAGCUCUUUUUACGGUGUUUGCGACCUCAUAUCUCGUAAUGCUCCUGAUGUACGAAAUGGUGGCCAUCCUUGAAACACUCUCCAUCAUUGCGAAAAUAUCUUCCGCUUCGUUCGUGAUCACCGUACUAUCCUGGGGUAACUGUUGGAUCGAUCUGGUUACCAGCAUUACCUUGGCCAAACGAGGAUAUCCAAGGCUCGCGUUUGCUGCUUGUCUUGGUGGACCUGUCUUCAAUAUUCUGAUCGGUUUAUGUACGGUAUUCUGUGUGCAGAUGAUACGGACCGGGUCCACCACAAUCCAUGUGCGCGAUGGCACAUCCGGUCCAACUUGUGCUGCGUAUCUGCUGGUGAUCACGCUAACACUGCUCCUCUCGGUGCUAUUCUCCCGCUUCCAGGCUCGCACGAGUCUUGCUUUCUGUCUUUUCACGUUGUACUUCACCUUUCUGGUGUACAUCGUGCUGUGCGAGUUUGAAAUAACCCACGGCUAUGGAACCGACCACAAUGACGAUGGCGAGUAUUUCCUGGAUAAAAUUCCUAACCAAAGAUGA